Molecule: messenger RNA, 5330 nt
Organism: Myxocyprinus asiaticus (Chinese sucker)
Lineage: Eukaryota; Metazoa; Chordata; Actinopteri; Cypriniformes; Catostomidae
Product: very-long-chain (3R)-3-hydroxyacyl-CoA dehydratase 1-like
Exons: 7
Coding region: 54-782 (242 amino acids)
Biological process (GO): fatty acid elongation; very long-chain fatty acid biosynthetic process; sphingolipid biosynthetic process
Cellular component (GO): endoplasmic reticulum membrane
Molecular function (GO): 3-hydroxyacyl-CoA dehydratase activity
Source: RefSeq, a predicted model, not a curated record
ACAGCUGUGCUCGUGCACCGUUUGUGUGACUUUCGCAGUCUGUCCCCGGUACCAUGGCGUCUGGCGAGGAGGACGGAACCGUGGAGGAGAAAGAAACCAACAACAAGAAGCGGACGAAAGGCGCCAUCGCCACAGCAUGGCUCACAAUCUACAACAUCGCCAUGACGGCCGGGUGGCUGGUACUGGCAGUUGCCAUGGUCCGGUUUUACCUUCAGAAAGGAACUCAUAAAGGCCUGUACAGAAGUAUAGCAAGGACACUAAAGUUUUUCCAAACACUUGCGCUGCUGGAGGUUGGACACUGUGCAAUUGGUAUCGUGCGGACAUCUGUAAUUGUGACCGGGGUCCAAGUAUCCUCUCGGAUAUUCAUGGUUUGGUUCAUUACAAACAGCAUCAGACAGAUUCAGAACGAGGAGAGCGUGAUUUUGUUCGUGGUGGUGUGGACAGUCACCGAGAUCACACGCUACUCUUUCUACACCUUCAACCUUCUCAAACAUCUGCCAUACUUCAUCAAAUGGGCCAGAUAUAACAUGUUUAUUGUCAUGUACCCAUUGGGAGUGGUUGGUGAACUGCUGACCAUAUAUGCCGCCUUACCGUAUGUUCGUCGAUCGGGCAUGUACUCUCUGAGGCUCCCGAACAAAUACAACGUUUCCUUUGACUAUUACUACUUCCUGAUCAUCGUCAUGCUGUCCUACAUCCCAUUGUUUCCUCAGCUGUACUUCCACAUGCUCCGUCAGAGGAGAAGGGUUCUUCAUGGAGAAAUCGUUGUGGAGAAAGACGAGUAGACGGUAACCAUCCCCAAACCCCAGAUAACAAAGUAUUCGGUCCAAGAUCAAAAUAAGAAGCUACAAUCAGAUAUUAUGGAUGAAUGCACAGUGUUUCCAAAGCUGGGAAAAACUCAAACUAUCAAUAAAUUCUGCAAAGCUUCAACACCCCUCCAGCUGUUUUUUCAUUUCUCAAUGGAAUCAAUAACAAAAUCAAAGGAUUUCAAGCAAAGUACAAGGACACCCCAACUUCAUAGGUCAUCGCAGAUCUGCGUUCCCCAACAUUUUCACACUCAAUGGAGAAACCUCAUCUGUGUUCUGAACAAGACCUUUUGGAUGAAAUUUUCUGUCAAACUAAACCUCAUUCCUAGGUUGAAUUAAAUCGGAUUAAACAUUAUCAACAUUCAUCUACUACACUUUGGAUUCAACCUCACCUGAUCUGGACUAAAUUGUGGUUCAGCCUUUCACUUCCUUGAUGAAAAGGCCAACUUUGACCAGCAUCCUGGCCGAGCCUGGCUUUUUGCUAAUUAGUUCUCAUCUGGAGCUGGCCUAGCUGGUAGACCAACAAAACUGGUUGACCUGCCUGGUCUUGUUAAUUGACUAAGGAAGUCUGGUUAACUUAAGCCUGAUCUAUUGAAAAUUAUGUGUCUGUGGCUACAUUUUUAAUUAAAAAAAAAAAAAAAAGAUAUUAUGUGGCUCCUUACGUGUAUCGCAGCAGCUCUGAGGUGAAAUUUCCACUGUGUGGCGCUAAAAGUGAGUUAAAUGUUCUCCCAAACAGAUGAGGUUUUUAAAGUAAAUGCUCAAUCAAGUUUUAAAUCAACAAAACCAACCUGCCUACCCUAAACCGACAGUGUCAUAAGCGCUAAUGUGAUAUGAAAAACUCAAAUGCUGAAGCAACCACGUCAAUUUGAGGUGCUUCUUUGACACUUUCGGCUCACGUGUCGACUCGCGUGCUCUUCGAGACUCGUCCCCAGUCCUUUGCAUCACAAGUGCAACGCUCUGUCAGUUGCAAGUUGUAAAUGUUGUUGAAUAUGUAAUGCAACAGUUAAAAUUUAUCACCACUAUAGUGUUUAGAAGUCAUUAGAUAGAAUUGUGUGAGGAACAGGGUGAAAAGUAAGUGUUCAUGAACUGAUAAUCUGCCGUUUACUCGUGAUUUGUGUGAAAGUCAAUAAAAGCAUUGUUGUUGUAGUGUCCUCUAGUGUUCAUUUCACCAAGAAACUGCCACGAUACCAGCCUGAUCUUAUGAACGUAGCAAAAUGUUUGCAAAUCGAAAUGAUGUGCUUCAAUCCACAUGUGGCUGCAGUUUCCAAGUGAAAUGUCCAGCGGGGGUGCUAAAAGCGAGUGAAAUAGUGUCCCAAUCAGACAAGGUUUUCAAAGGAGAAUAUUAGAUGGAGGUUUUAUUGUGUAAAACGUACCUCCCUAAUGUAAAACUUUAACCUAAAUUUAAGCAAUAGUGUUCUAAAAACAAAUGAGAGGUAAACAAAACAGACAUCCUUAACCAACACCUAAACCUAACUGAUAGUGUUAUAAAUGCAAAUGAAAGGUACACAAAACAGACAUCCUUACCCUUAAUCAACAUCUAAACCUAACCAAUAAUGUUGUAAAUAAAAAUUAAAAGUAAACAAAACACACAUGCUUACCCUUAACCAACACCUAAACCUAACCGAUAGUGUCAUUAACGCAAAUGAAAGGUAAACAAAACAGACAUCCUUACCCUUAACUAACACCUAAACCUAACCAAUAGUGUCGUAAACACAAAUGAAAGGUAAACAAAACACACAUGCCUACCCUAAAUCAACAUCUAAACCUAACCAAUAGUGUCAUAAAGGCAAAUGAAAGGUAAACAGAACACACAUGCUUACCCUAAAUCAACAUUUAAACCAACCGAUAGUGUCGUAAAUGCAAAUGAAAGAUAAACAAAACACACAUGCUUACCCUAAAUCAACAUCUAAACCAACCGAUAGUGUCAUAAACGCAAAUGAAAGAUAAACAAAACACACAUGCUUACCCUAAAUCAACAUCUAAACCUAACCAAUAGUGUCAUAAAGGCAAAUGAAAGGUAAACAGAACACACAUGCUUACCCUAAAUCAACAUUUAAACCAACCGAUAGUGUCGUAAAUGCAAAUGAAAGAUAAACAAAACACACAUGCUUACCCUAAAUCAACAUCUAAACCAACCGAUAGUGUCAUAAACGCAAAUGAAAGGUAAACAAAACACACAUGCUUACCCUAAAUCAACAUCUAAACCUAACCGAUAGUGUCAUAAACGCAAAUGAAAGGUAGACAAAACACACAUGCUUACCUUAAAUCAACAUCUAAACCAAACGAUAGUGUUGUAAAUGCAAAUGAAAGGUAAACAAAGCACACAUGCUUACCCUAAAUCAACAACUAAACCAACUGAUAGUGUCGUAAAUGCAAAUGAAAGGUAAACAAAACACACAUGUUUACCCUAAAUCAACAUCUAAACCUAACCGAUAGUGUCAUAAACGCAAAUGAAAAGGUAAACAAAAGAGACAUCCUUACCCUAAAUCAACAUCUAAUCCAACAAGUAGUGUCGUAAAUGCAAAUGAAAGGUAAAAAAACACAUUUACCAUAAAUCAACAUCUAAACCAACCGAUAGUGUCGUAAAUGCAAAUGAGAUGUAAAAAAACCACACAUGCUUACCCUAAAUCAACAUCUAAACCCAACCAAUAGUGUCGUAAACGCAAAUGAGAGGUUAAAAAAAAUACGAUUAUCCAAAAUCAACAUUUAAACCCAACCGAUAGUGUCGUAAAGGCAAAUGAAAGGUAAACAAAACACACAUGCUUACCCUAAAUCAACAUCUAAACCAACCGAUAGUGUCGGAAAUGCAAAUGAAAGGUACACAAAACACACAUGCUUACCCUAAAUCAACCGAUAGUGUCGUAAACGCAAAUGAGAGGUUAAAAAAAACACACGAUUACCCAAAAUCAACAUCUAAACCCAACCAAUAGUGUCGUAAACGCAAAUGAAAGGUAAACAAAACACACAUGCUUACCCUAAAUCAACAUCUAAACCAACCGAUAGUGUCGGAAAUGCAAAUGAAAGGUACACAAAACACACAUGCUUACCCUAAAUCAACCGAUAGUGUCGUAAACGCAAAUGAGAGGUUAAAAAAAACACACGAUUACCCAAAAUCAACAUCUAAACCCAACCAAUAGUGUCGUAAACGCAAAUGAGAGGUUAAAAUAACACACGCUAAUUUUCUGAUGCAACCAUGUCAUUUCUAUGACACUUUCAUCUCACGUCUCAGCUUCCGUGUUUGGCUGGGCUCGAACUGCUGUCUGUCUAGUCCUUAGUCUAGUUCUAUCAGGUAAGCUACCGCAGAAGCUAGUCACUGUGGAAUAAGGGUGUAAAUGUAGGUGGGUCUGUAAUUCAAGCAUUAAAAUGUGUAGUUUUUCAAAUGAUGCGUUAUAGUAAGUGUUUCGAUAUCAUAACAUGGCAGUGUGCGACUAAUAAUGCUCAAAAUAAGUAUUAAUAAAGUCAUAAUUAGCCAUUGCAGUCAUGAUUUUGUGAAAGUGAAUAAAAUGCACAGUUGUUGUAGUGCUUCUAGUGUUCAUUUCACAAGGAAACUUGUGUCAAAACGUAGUGUUUGCAACAAAAAAAAAGUCAGUUUGCAAAAAUGUUGUUAUGGUAAUGUUCAUUCUAUGAAACUAGGUUGCGUGAUACGUAUGAGUCACGUAAAAAUAAUUUCGCAAAAAUGUCGGUAUAGUAAUGUGAUUCUGUGAGACCUGGUUGGUUAAUGUAGUAAAGAAGUCUGUUGGGUCUUUUCAGCAGGAUUAUGUUGUUGUUUGCCAAUCAUCUAUGUUAUUAGCUGGACAGAUUAGGAAUUCAGUCACUGAUAUUGCCUUAUCUUACCAUAUCCAUCUAAAUGGUAAAAAUGCUAGUAUAGUAAAUGGCCAUUUCAACACAAUAACAACAUUUCACACUAGCAAUUAAGACUCUAAGAGAACUAGUGGAUUGAAUGUAUGGGAUUGACAAGAGAUAUGUAAACUGUAUUUUUAUCACUUGCCUAUAUCAUUUCACAGAUUAUGUUUCAUUCAUAAACAAAAAGUAUAAAAAAGAUAAACAAUCGUAAUCCACAUAAACAAUCAACUUCUUUGUCAAACAUCUUUAAGGGUUUAUCUCUUAAGUAUUCGUGAAAAUGACUGUCGAGACAUCUUCAUCUAGAUGUCAAAGAUGUUCUUAUGUUGGACAAGCAAGUUUUUCAAAAAUCUUAAGUGUGAGAAAUAAUUUAUUUAGAAUGUCUUGUUCAAAUGCUUUUUGUUUUGAAUAAUAAUAUAAGGGUUCAAGGCAAAGAGGGGAAAAUGUCACAACUUUCUGAAAUAUUUUGUACACUUCGAUCUGCACUAUGAUUAUUUUUGUUGCUUCAAUGUUUACAAUGCAAAAUAGAGCAACUAAACUGGUGAAGUUUGUACAGGUAGAUCUGUAGAAAACAAGCAGCGCAGGUUAGGUUAAUUCAAGACUCGUUUAACAAUGAAUGCUAAAACCGCUGUCAGACCUUCUGUGUUGUAUUGUGUUAUCUUUUUGUAAGAAACUUGAGUUUCAUGC